Molecule: messenger RNA, 315 nt
Organism: Parnassius mnemosyne (clouded apollo)
Lineage: Eukaryota; Metazoa; Arthropoda; Insecta; Lepidoptera; Papilionidae
Source: the annotation of a GenBank genome assembly
AUGGAUAAUCUGGUAAAGUCAUGUAAAUAUAACGAGGAACGUUGUGACGCCUUAUUAAAAUAUAAAAAUGAAUAUCAGCGCUCAAUUUCUUUAGGGACAGUGUGUGUUAAUAAUAUGACAAGCAGUAAUACUUCAUUUUCUUUACCUAAACUCUAUGAUAGUACCAUAACAAAGAAGAUAAAUUUAAAAAGUAAUUCAUACAAUGAACAAAAUAAUAGCGACUCAAAAGUAUACUAUGAUCACUGGUACUGGAAAUCUUUGACGAAUAAAACUACAAAUUACAAUUUUUUUUUUAAUUUUUUCACUCUUAUAUAA